Molecule: messenger RNA, 915 nt
Organism: Lathyrus oleraceus (garden pea)
Lineage: Eukaryota; Viridiplantae; Streptophyta; Magnoliopsida; Fabales; Fabaceae
Product: E3 ubiquitin-protein ligase RSL1
Exons: 2
Coding region: 1-915 (304 amino acids)
Biological process (GO): protein ubiquitination
Molecular function (GO): zinc ion binding; ubiquitin-protein transferase activity
Source: RefSeq, a predicted model, not a curated record
AUGGCACCGGAAGCAACAACAAGGAGAAGAAGGAAUCGAGUUUCACCUUCCACACCAGAGAUAAUCGACCUCGCCUCUUACCGCUCAUACCGCAAGCGAACCAUCUCCGUCGUCAUCAACCUUUCGGAUGACGAAGAAGACAUUAAGGUCCUCGAUUUCGUUCCAAAGAACACUCUAAGAAAACGUAAACCUAAGAGAAUUUUCGAAAGAGGAGAGACUUCAAAUUCAAGUAACACGCCAUUUGUUUGCGAAAUUUGCACGGAAACUAAAACUAUGAAGGAAGCUUUCUACAUCAGCGGCUGCUCUCACGCGUAUUGUUCUGAUUGCGUUGCAAAUUACAUCAGUUCCAAUCUUGACGAUAACAUCGUCAACAUCUCAUGUCCAGUUCCUGAAUGCAAAGGUUCUUUGGUAGCGCAGUUUUGCCGGACUAUUCUUCCGGUAGAGGUUUUUGAAAAGUGGAGUAAAGCAUUGUGCGAGGCUUUGAUAGAUGUUUCGCAGAAAUUCUAUUGUCCCUUUGCAGACUGUUCUGCUCUUUUGAUCAAUGACGAAACGGAGGCGGUUAGAAAUUCAGAAUGCCCUAAUUGUAAUAGGAUGUUGUGUGCACAAUGUAAGGUUCCUUGGCACGAUGGGAUCGAAUGCAGCGAGUUCCAGAAGCUGAACGCGGGGGAGAGGGAGAAAGAAGAUAUUAUGCUGAUGCGCCUUGCACAGAAUAUGCACUGGAAGCGAUGCCCUAAUUGCAAAUUUUAUGUUGCCCGAACACUGGGCUGCGAUGCCAUGAAAUGCAGGUGUCUGUGUAUCUUUUGUUACAACUGUGGAGGUGCCUACAAUGCUGGCAGGUGCAAUUGUUUUACCGGGAACCCUUCUAUGAUGGGACUCCACAACAACAUACACAGGCUUUUUCUAGAAGAACUCUAG